AUGUCCAAGAAAUGUCCGAGAUCAGACGGAGAAGAAGGCUGGAGCUGUGACCGCCCCGAGUUGGUCUUUGGUGUAAGCUUUGGUCAGAGCAGAUGGAGCAGGGAGAGCAGAAGGAGCAGAAGGAACGGGGGGGGGCAGGAAGAGCAGAGGGAGCAGGGAGAGCAGAGGGAGCAGAAGGAGCAGAGGGAGCAGAAGGAGCAGAGGGAGCAGGGAGAGCAGAGGGAGCAGAAGGAGCAGAGGGAGCAGAAGGAGCAGAGGGAGCAGGGAGAGCAGAGGGAGCAGAAGGAGCGGAAGGAGCAAAUUUGGGGGUAA
Molecule: messenger RNA, 312 nt
Organism: Knipowitschia caucasica
Lineage: Eukaryota; Metazoa; Chordata; Actinopteri; Gobiiformes; Gobiidae
Source: the annotation of a GenBank genome assembly